AUUCCAAGAAAUUUAAAAGAAUUAGGUUAUCAGAUAAAUGAGAAGGGACAAUUCCUUACAUUAGAAGGAGAAAUUUAUAACUUUGAUGUAAAAGAAAGAUCAUAUAAUGAAGCUUUAUAUGAUGUUAUAAUUGAACUUUUGAUGGAAUGGGUCGAAGAAAGAUUACAGAAUGAUUUUGGAUUACAAAAAAUCUUGCUGCCUAUUAAUGCAACAAAAGAUGAUAUUCAUAGCAAAAUAUAUGUUAGUCCAGAUUAUCUUGAAAAUGAUAAAAUGAUGAUUUUUAUUCCUGGAACAGCUAAUAUGAUUGGAUGUUGGUCGAGAAGAGUUAUGAUUGAUGUAUCAAUUAAUGAUGGAUCAAUGAUCUCAUAUGUUAAGCGAGCAAGAGAAAUGGGAUUUUCAGUAAUAAUUGUUAAUCCUAAUGAAGUAUUUUGGUAUAAAGGAAAAGCAGUAGUACGAAGUGAGACACCAGAAUCUCAUACCAACUAUGUUUUUGAAAAUUUUGUCAUACCAUCAUCCGCAAAUAAAAUUUUUAUUGUUGCUAAUAGUUAUGGAGGACAUUGUGCUGUUGAUGUCAUGCAAAACUUUUUUGAAUUGUUGAAAAAUAGAGUAAAAGGAAUAGAAUUUACAGAAACAACACAUUCAAUUGAUUUUGUCAAAACUAUACUUGUUAGAUAUUGGAUCAUCAAAAAUUGUAGGAAUUGGCUUAUGUCUAGUGAACCAGCAGGAAGUGAAAUACGCGAUAGCAGAUUUGGAUGUAUUUCUUUUUCAUCUGGAGCUGAAAAUAAUGAAUUUGUGACAUAUGAAGUUAUUGAUAGGGUUUUUGAACAUGUUGCUAAGAAAUUGGAACAGUUAGAAAAUGGAGCCACAGAAUCUAAUGAUGAAAAUGAAGAAGAUAUAGAGGAUGAGUAUUUGAAUGAGCCAAGUUUUUUCCAAAAUACAAUAAUUGAUGAUGUACAAGAUAAAUUAGCAGAAGCUUUAAAACCAAUUGAUUUAGAAAUUAUCAAUGAAUCAGAUUUACAUGCUCAUCAUCAAGCUAUGAAAGAUGUUAGUAGUAAUGAAACACAUUUUCGCGUAAAUAAACUUAUGGAAAGACAUAGAUGGAUAUAUCAAUUACUUGGCGAAGAAUUGAAAAGGGGAGUUCAUGCUUUAUCAAUUAAAGCUAAAACACCAAAAGAAAUAAAUAAAGAGAAUUGA
Molecule: messenger RNA, 1194 nt
Organism: Entrophospora sp. SA101
Lineage: Eukaryota; Fungi; Glomeromycota; Glomeromycetes; Entrophosporales; Entrophosporaceae
Source: the annotation of a GenBank genome assembly